AUGGCCGACCAAGCUGCCGCACCGCCUCAGCCGCCUACUCAGCUCAUCAAGUUCAGUGUUUACCUCUACAAGAAAGAGGAUAUUGACUACGAUGAGUUUCUCAACUGGGUGACCAAGGAGUACCCCUCCAAGGCAGCCCCCAUCAUGAAAAGACACGGUAUUGUGCAAUGGACACAGACCGUGACCCCUCCGCAUUUCCGGACCCCCUUCCGCGCUGCUCUUCAGCACAUGGGAAGGGACAAGUGGACGGUCCCCGACUACGAUGUGGUCAUGUCGUAUUGGAUCCCCACCCCCGAUACCAUGCAGGCUCUGACCCAAGACCCUGAGUGGAUCGAACUGGAGACCAAGGAAGCAAUGCCGCGGGCUAACAUGACAGUUGGUCACUUUGAGAUAGGGCAUGAGAUCGUCCAGUUCGGUGAAGUACGGUCUCAGGGAACUGCUUAG
Messenger RNA from Podospora anserina S mat+, 444 nucleotides. RefSeq lists its product as uncharacterized. Bases 1 to 444 code for a protein of 147 amino acids. The record is from RefSeq and is a predicted model, not a curated record. Gene Ontology annotation, molecular function: oxidoreductase activity. The transcript has 2 exons. Lineage: Eukaryota; Fungi; Ascomycota; Sordariomycetes; Sordariales; Podosporaceae.